Messenger RNA from Blepharisma stoltei, 1953 nucleotides. The record is from the annotation of a GenBank genome assembly. Lineage: Eukaryota; Ciliophora; Heterotrichea; Heterotrichida; Blepharismidae.
AUGGAAGAAGAAAUUCCAGGCUCUUGCCCAGAAUUAAAAACUCGUGAGACAAACUUCCAAUCUCAAGAAUUCGGAGAAUCGAUUGCUAAUAUUAAUCCAGAGGAGAUGAAUUAUUACAGCUCGUUUAUAUUUCCAACUUUUACAUUAAUUCUUAUUAUCACGUGCCUUGUCGUAGCACUUUAUAGUGCAAAAGACUUUGAGGACAGCUUAAUCCCACCUUAUCUUAUAGCAGCUGCAAUAAUAAUGGGGCUGGAUUUGUCUAUGAUGAUAAUUCAAAGCGUGAUAAGGAAACUUUCCAAUGAAAAUGCUUAUGAGUUUCCCGAAAAUUCAAUGAGAAGUAAAAAAAUUCCAAAAAUAAUGACAAUUAUUUUGUUUGUUGGAUAUUUUGGCCUUAUUAUUGUAGGAGGUCUGGCUUGUAUAGUGUUUAAUAAUACGGAAAUAACGAGCAAAGACAAUGCCACUUUAUCUGUAACUUUUGUUGCAGUCUAUGGCUUUAUUGUGCUUAAUCCCCCCUCUGUGAGUGAACAAAAAAAUUAUCUUAAUAUAAAAAUUUUUAUAUAUAACUAAUAAUAAGGACCCCCCCCCUCAUUUGUCGAAUUUUCUAGUCUUUUUUUUAUAAGAAUUUUUUUUUUCAGGACCUCAUUUGUCCCAAAAUCUAGUCAAAAAUGAUUUGUCCAAUUUUCUAGUCUUUUUUGCAUUUUUUUCGAAUGCCCUAAAUUCUAGUUUUUUACUUUAAAAAAACUAGAAAAUGAGACAAUUGAGGUCCUGAAAAUUUUUUUCUAUAUCAAAAAUUUUGACUAGAAAAUUGGACAAUGAGGUCCUAAAAAAUUUUUUUUUUCCUAUAAAAACUAGAAAAAUGGACAAAUGAUAAAAGACUAGAAAAUUGGACAAAUGAGGGGGGAGGUCCUUAGUAUAAUGACAUUUGGGAAUUUUUAAAUUUAGAAGAAAAAAAAUUAAUUUCCUUCGUAAGCGAACAAUUUUUUUGUUCGCUCACGGAGGAGGGUUAGAGCAAUGGCUGAGAUAAUUUCUUUUAUCACUUUAUGAAUGCUGAAUUCAUCUAGAAAUAUAGAAAGUAAAAAAUAUGAAAAAAAAGCAUCAAUUGAAAUGGGCACAAAUAUUGAAGCAUCAUCACCAAGAGAUUCUUCUGAUCCUCGUUGUAAUUACCUUGGCUCACAAGAAGGUGAAGCUCAAACACCUAAUGUUCCUGAAUAUGAUCAAAAUCAGGAUGAAGUUAAUACAUAUAUACUGCCAGGGGUGGAUAAUAAUCAGAAUAGAGGGAAGUUUGAUGAUGUUGAUUUUUCAAAAAUAGAGGAAAGCAAAGAGCCAUAUUCAAUUGAAGUCUCAGAGCCUUCUAAGCAAGAUAAAAUUAACUUACUGCCUAUCCUUGAUAACAAUUUCUGUUAAAAUUUUCUAAAAUUGGGGGAAUUAUCCUGAAUCGAAUUUCAUAUGCUCAAAACCACUCCCUUGCCUUAAAUCUAACACCUAUAAUUGAUACUAAUUAGCAUUAAGAGGUAUAAAGUAUAUUGCCUCUCUAAUCACUGGAACAUAAAAUUUUAUAUAAAUUUUUCAAACAUUUCUGAAUGGGCAGGCAGCGACCAUUUCAUCAAUCAAACGGAGUUAGAAAACAAAAUGCAAAAAAAGAAACCGAAAAAAACAUCCAAGGCUUCAAUUAUUAGCACUCAGAAAUAUAGCAAAAAUAAAAUGACCUUUUCACAAAAAGUUUCUCAAAAAUUCCUACCAAAUCAAGCUUCUUCCGGAGGAUAUAACGCUGUUGGAACUGAAACUCCGUAUUCAGAACCUGAAGAAUAUGAAAUUAACUAUGUUGAGCAAGAAUCUUCACCAUUUAAAUACUCUGAGCCAGCUGACGAGCCAUAUCAAUUGAACAAAACAACUUUUGAUGUAGAUUCUGAAAGUGAUUUAAGUUCAUUAAGCUCCAACAAUAAAUCAUUUUAA